AUGGCGUUCUCGGCUUACAAGAACCUCGUGCAGAGUCAACAUGCAGAGCUUACGGAGCCGUGCGGACGUCCUCUGAAGCGGCAGGUGUGUGCGGUGCCGGACGAUGGCCGGGCCGUGCGCGCUGCGUCCCCUGCUGCUGACCAGCUGCGGCCUGCUGUCGGCGGCGGCGGUAGCGACGCCGCUCGGGUCCAGCCCUCCUCCCCGCCUGCCGGUCGUCGCCCGGCACCGGAGGUACGUAGUCCGGCCAGGCCGGCGUCUGCGGUCUGGACGGGUCGCCUGCGGACGCCGCUGCAUCAGGCGCAGGUUCCGACGGGCGACGGCGGCCCGGUGGUGGGCGCGACGCUGCGGUCGCCGCUGCCGAAGAGCGGCAAGACCAGGGCGCCGGAGGGCAGCACGAGCAGUAAGGGCAGCAAGAGCAGCACGCCGCAGGGCAAUAAAGGCAGAAAAAGCAGCACGCCGGAGGGCAGCGAGGACAGCAAGAGCAGCGCGUCGGAGGGGACUGAAGGCAACAAAAGCAGCACGCCAGAGGGCAGCAAGGGCGGCAAGGAUAGCAAAAGUAGCACACUGGAGGGGAUCCAGGGCAACAAGGGCAGCACGUCAGAGGGCAGCAAAGGCAGCAAAAGCAGCACGCCGAAGGGCGGCAAGGGCAGCAAGAGCAGCGCGCCGGAGGGGACUAAAGGCAACAAAAGCAGCGCGCCGAAGGGAAACAGGGGCAGCAAGGGCAGCAAGAGCAGCACGCCGGAGGGGAUUAAAGGCAACAAAAGCAGCACGCCGGAGGGCAGCAAAGGCAGCAAGAGCAGCACGCCGGAGGGGACUAAAGGCGACAAAAGCAGCGCGUCGAAGGGGAACAGGGGCAGCAAGGGCAACAAGAGCAGCACGCCGGAGGGGACUAAAGGCAACAAAAGCAGCACGCCGGAGGGCAGCAAAGGCAGCAAGAGCAGCGCGCCGGAGGGGACUAAAGGCAACAAAAGCAGCGCGCCGAAGAGAAACAGAGGCAGCAAGGGCAGAAAGAGCAGCACGCCGGAGGCGACUAAAAGCAACAAAAGCAGCACUUCGGAGGGCAGCAAAGGCAGCAAAAGCGGCGCGCCGAAGAGCAGCAAGGGCAGCAAAGGCAGCGCGCCGGAGGGCAGCAAGGGUAGCAAAGGCAGCACGCCGGAGGGCAGCAGAAUCAGCGCGUCGGAAGGCAGCAGAAGCAGCACGCCGCAAGUCAGUUGGGGCCAGCAACCAUAAGCCAGCAGGACCCGGACAUCACAGA
Pollicipes pollicipes is the source of this 1255-nucleotide messenger RNA. Its product is annotated as S-antigen protein. Bases 1 to 1230 code for a protein of 409 amino acids. The record is from RefSeq and is a predicted model, not a curated record. Lineage: Eukaryota; Metazoa; Arthropoda; Thecostraca; Pollicipedomorpha; Pollicipedidae. The transcript is spliced from 2 exons.